This is a messenger RNA of Megalops cyprinoides (Indo-Pacific tarpon), 3127 nucleotides long. Its product is annotated as discoidin, CUB and LCCL domain-containing protein 1. Bases 91 to 2124 code for a protein of 677 amino acids. The transcript has 15 exons. NCBI's taxonomy places the organism in Eukaryota, Metazoa, Chordata, Actinopteri, Elopiformes, Megalopidae. The record is from RefSeq and is a predicted model, not a curated record.
UCUGUGCGGACGUAGUUAUUUUUCUUCAAUAAGUUGUAAGUGUAGCUGAUGGCGUAAAUGCUUGGACUUAUCUUAUCCCCGGCGUAAAUCAUGCACGCAUCGCCUGGACAUAUUUGGGAUGCUGUCGAUUUUUUAACUUGGUUUCUGUUUGUUUUAAGUCUGGAGACGUUGGGAAUCCACGGACAGGACGGCGAUGGGUGCGGCCACACCUUGCUGGGCCCUCAGAGCGGUACCCUGGCCUCCCGGAACUACCCCGGCACUUACCCCAACGGCACGCGCUGCGUGUGGAAACUCCGGGCCCCGCGGGGCCGCACCCUGCGUCUGGCCUUCGGAGACUUCGACCUGGAGAGGAGCAGCAACUGCGAUGCCGGGUCCCUCACCGUAACCCUCGGCAACGGGGCCACCGCCCUGGGCCCUCUGUGCGGACACCUGGACGCCACGUGGAGGAAGGUGGAGCUGAACAGCAGCGAGGCGACCGUGCUCUUCGUCUCCGGCACACACCGCUCCGGGCGCGGCUUCCUGCUGUCCUACGCCACCGACCAGAACACGGAUCUGAUUUCCUGCAUGGACCGAGGAUCCCAUUUUACUGCUCAGCACUUAAGGGCUUUCUGUCCAGCAGGCUGCAGGGGCGUGACAGGUGACAUCUGGGGCCAUGUUGGCCAAGGCUACAGAGACACCUCGGUUCUGUGCAAAGCAGCGGUCCAUGCAGGGGUUGUGUCUGAUGAGCUCGGAGGGCCCAUCGCUGUGUCCCGGGAGAGAAGCAUCACCCGGUACGAGUCCACCUUCGCCAACGGCCUCCACUCCAAAACGGGCUCUCUAUCUGAGAAAAAGUUGGUUUUCCACAGAGAGUGUGACAGUCAGCUGCCUGUGCUCGCUUACAAUGCCUCCUCCCACUGGGAGAAAGUGGACAGCCUGGGGCGCCGCAUAUUGUGGACCCCUGGAAACAAGGACUUUGCGGGACAGGACCUACCCUGGGUGGCUGACAGCGACGACCCCGAGCCCUGGCUGGAGAUAGAGCUGCGAGACAGGAGCAGCGUCACAGGAAUCAUCACAAAGGGAUCCUUGUCGGAGGCGAGUAGUUUCUAUGUGCAGUCCUACACGCUCCUCUACAGCAAGGACAACAAGAACUGGAAGUCUUACAAGGCAGCUCUCAGUAAAGACGUAAAGGUGUUUGAGGGGAACUCGGACAGCAGCCAGGAGGUGCUGAACAGCCUGAUCCCCCCAGUGGUGGCGAGGUACCUGCUCCUGCGGCCCAAACAGUGGGAGCGCAAGGCCGCCCUGCACGUCCGGGUGCUCGGCUGCCUUCUCCUGAGGCCCCGCGGAACUUCUGACCCUCUCCCUGCAGCCCAUCCUCCCCAAAGUGAGGUUCCCCCAGUCACGGCCCCUUACAGCCCUGUCCCCUCGCUGGGCCCUGAGGUGGAGAAGAGUCCAGGACAGAGUUCCAGUCAGCCCGUGGCGGUAGUGGUGGGAGUGGUCCUGGUUCUGAUUGUGUGUGUGGGUGUCCUGCUGGCUGGACUUUGCUGGAAGAGAAGGAAAAAGGCUGCUGGCAUGAAGUGCUCCUUAGCAAAAGGGAGUCAAAGUUCCCUCGGAAAGAACCUGCCCCGCUCCGAAUCUGAGCUGAUCUCGUAUCCUCUGGAGAGGGGUGCCUGUGACCCUCUUCCACACCCCCCACUCAAUGACUACGCCGAGCCGGAGCUGAUGGUGCCGGGACAGAAGCUGGGCUCCACCUUCCGCCCUGCGGCCGACGAGGGCUACACCGUUCCACUCAUCCUCAACCACUAUGACGUCCCGGGCAAGCUUCCCGAGUACGCCGAGCCCCUGCCUCCCGAGCCAGAGUACGCCACGCCCUUCACCGAGCAGCCCCCCGACCCCCCGGCCGCCGCCCUGGGGGCCAAAAAAAACAACUGUUUGGUCCGGGUGGUACCCCCGACACAGGCCAUGAGGACCGGUCCAGGAGCCGCUACGUUAUCGGCCCAUUAUGACUGUCCCGGCCACAAGGAGGCGCCAAACGGCUACUGCACACCAGCCCCCCACCCCAAUGGCCCGCGCCAGGCCAGCGUGGUGUACGCUGAGCCCCAGCCAGCCGACACCCUGUCCCAGCACACCUACCACGAGCCGCUGUGAGGAGAGUGCGCUCAAUCAGCAAGCAGAGAGGCUCUUGAAAACCCCGCCCACCGCCGGGUGGAAGAAGGAACGGAGUCCUUUCGGGGCAAGAGCAUCAACACUAUGCAGAAAGCACCACAUUGGUGUAAAUCAGGGGACAUGUCUACACGUCUUACUUUAGGGACACCUUAUUUAUAAAGACCUGAGACCCAGAGACUCCAGCAAUGUACUUACACAAGUGGGACAAAUAAGACAUUGAGUUCACAGAGUCCUCCAAGCGAUCAUGCUCCAUAACCCGCGUCUUGUUCGCUUGGAAAGUAUCUGCUAGAUGCUGUUUACGGUGGAGCCUCACAUGAUAAAGGCAGAAAACUGUUUUGGCUGUCAUACUACUACACAGGCCCAGGGAUUAGUAAUUAAUAGGGCACAUUAAGUAAAUUAUGAAAUGGCACUGUUCAGCAGCCUUUCGUGAACUUUAAAAAGCCCCCCUGUGAGGUUGUAAAUAAAACGUCCUCGCUGAACUUUUUACACUGGAAAUGCUGUGGAAUGGAGGCAGCACCAGAACAGCAGCAAAUGGGGGCUGGUGUGUCCCAGUGUCUGUGCGGAUGUGUUCACACUGAAUUAACCCUUCCUGAAUGCCUUCUGUGAAAACUAGAGUCCCAUUACGGCUUCUCUCUGCUCCACCAGCACAAUGGGGAAAGGCAUAUUAAGGACGCACUGGCUCAAAAGAUAGAGGCCCGAGUGGUAUCCCAGCAGGCUGUGAAGGCGUCUGGUGUUGCAUUAAAUUAAAGAGAGCACAGCGGACGCGUAUGGCGCAAUGACCUUUCGAGAUUUUUUAUAUAUAGUUUGAUUUAAAAAUAUGACUAGCACUGGUUUCUCACACCAACUCCACGUCUUUUUUUAUUCACUUGUACGUGCACAAACAAUACAUGCAUUUGAAUCUCAGCCAAACGCGAUUGAAAUGUGAAUAUUUUAGAUGGAUAAUAAAUUACUAUUGAGAAUUCUUUGUUGUUUUUAUCUUUUAAUG